Molecule: messenger RNA, 2136 nt
Organism: Aaosphaeria arxii CBS 175.79
Lineage: Eukaryota; Fungi; Ascomycota; Dothideomycetes; Pleosporales
Product: succinyl-CoA ligase-like protein subunit alpha
Exons: 4
Coding region: 1-2136 (711 amino acids)
Biological process (GO): tricarboxylic acid cycle
Cellular component (GO): succinate-CoA ligase complex (ADP-forming); mitochondrion
Molecular function (GO): succinate-CoA ligase (GDP-forming) activity; succinate-CoA ligase (ADP-forming) activity
Source: RefSeq, a predicted model, not a curated record
AUGCUUCCUCAUCGCUCGCGGUGUCUGAGCAAGAAACUUCGCUACCCAUGUCCCAACUCCCGACUCACCUACGCCCCAUUCUCCUCUUCCGCCAGGCGCAAUGGCUACGACGACACAAUAGCCAACCUCAAGAUCGGCAAAGACACACGUGUGAUAUUCCAAGGCUUCACCGGCAAGCUCGCCACAGCCAACGCAAAAGAGUCGAUAGAAUGGGGCACCAACGUGGUGGGCGGCGUCAAGCCAGGAGGCUCGGGCGAACAUCUCGGUCUGCCCGUCUUGCCUUCGGUUCGAGCAGCAAUGGAGCAAUUGAAGCCAGACGCGACGGGUAUCUAUGUUGCAGCACACCAGGCACCCGCGGCCAUUGAGGAAGCAAUCGAGGCGGAAGUCCCGCUUAUCGUUGCUGUAGCGGAGCAUAUCCCAAUACAUGAUAUCAUGAGGAUACACUCCAUGCUUCAGACACAGUCAAAGUCUCGAUUGGUUGGGGCAAACGCUCCUGGCAUCAUCUCCGCCAUUGGCCGCUGCAGAAUCGGAUUCCAACCUCUGCCCACAUUCUCGCCAGGCCAUGUUGGAAUUGUAGCGAAGUCAGGAACACUUUCCUACGAGACAGUGGGCUCUCUGACACGUUCGGGCGUGGGUCAGAGCUUGUGUAUCGCAGUGGGAGGCGAUGUGAUUGCAGGGACCAGUUUCGUCGAUGCAUUGAAGGUCUUCGAGCAUGACACUGACACAGAGGGCAUAAUCAUUGUUGGAGAGCUUGGUGGUACAUCAGAAGAGGAGGCGGCAGAUUGGAUCAGGGAUUAUAAGAAGAGAACCAAGGACCCGAAACCCAUAGCUGCAGUCAUAGGCGGCUUCCAAGCAGCACCAGGUCGGGUCAUGGGCCACGCAGGUGCAUGGACAGGACUUGGAGAGGGUACUUCGGAGUCGAAGUGGAAGGCUUUGUCGGACGCGGGAGUCACGAUGGUUGACCACCCGGCCAAGUUUGGCGGAGUAAUGAAGGAGAUCCUGGCUCAAUCUGGCCGAGAUGAACGGUCCGCAGCUCAGGCUCAACAACGUCGCUCAUAUCAUACUUCACGCAGUGCAUCACGACCCACUGUCCCACCAUCUUCCAGUAUCUCCACCACCUACCAUCAGAAACGUUCCCUACAUCUAUCACCCGAACAGUCCAAAGAACUCCUAAAAUCAUACAACAUCGAGCUUACCGCACCGCCAGCGGACACAGAAAACACACACUUUGUCGGCAUAGACGUAGCCCGCGGCGCCCGCUCCCCAAGCAUCAUCGCGGCGCCCACAUCCUCUCCAUCCCAACUCUCCCACCGCGUACGCCGCUUCCCCUUCGACUACCGCACCGGUCCGACCCAAGAAACCAUCUCCGCAGCGAUAUCGUACCUCCAACUCGACGCGGCAGCCCCAAAGACCAAAGCCCAAACCGCCUCACUGAUCACCAACCUCUGGACCCUCUACACCGCCAAAGAAGCCAUCACCGCGACCGUCUCCCUCGCCCCCUCCCCCUCACAAGACACCCUCCAGAUCUGGAACCCCUACCUCUUCUUCGACGACGCGGCCUUCAAAUCCAACAACCGGCACGCCGACCUCCACGCCCUCCGCGACACCUCCACCCUGCACCCCACCUCCCUCGAAGCCGAAGCCUCCGGCAUCGUCUUCAUCCCGCUCGCCUCCCCCAGCACCACCACCGCCUCCUCCCCACCGCGCAACAACCUCAUCGGCACCCUCGUCAACGGCGCGGGCCUCGCAAUGAACACCAACGACGUGCUGUCCCUCCGCCUCUCCCCCACCACCACCUCCGCAAACUUCCUCGACACCGGCGGAAAAGCGACAUCCCAAACCAUCUCGACCUCCUUCAAGCUGAUCCUGCAGGACCCGCGCGUCGCCGUCGUGUUCGUUAACAUCUUCGGCGGCCUCACGCUCGGCGACAUGAUCGCCGAGGGCAUCAUCCUCGCGUUCAAGGAGGUCGGCGUCGACAAGCCGGUCGUCGUGAGGAUCAAGGGGACGAACGAGGAGGAGGGUAGGAGGAUUCUGCAGGAGGCGAGGCUCCCGAUUGUGGCGUUUGAUGACUUUGAGGAGGCGGUGAGGGAGGUGGGGAGGUUGGCGGGUGUUGCUAGUGAUGGGAAGGAGAUAUGA